GGCGACCGGCCACUACGGGAUGUCGUAAAAAACAAUGCAACCACCUACUGUUGUUAGUUCAUCGUCGUCUUCACCUAGUGAGGCAGGCACCGGCGGUAAUGAAACCGGCGGGCAGUGCAGAUCUUCGCGUUCUUCUAUCCCACCUCUCGGCCAACCGGCUGUCGGAGGUUAUGCUAGUGGAUCUGGACAUAGCUCGGCAGGUAAACGACCUAGGUCCCCACCACCCUCUGCACAGACACGCAAAGAAUGUACUUCCUCUGCCGGGAGAAAGAAGAAGAGUGACCUUGGAGCAGAGGCAUUGGUUGAGAUGGUAAAGAUCGGGAAGCAAAAGCUCGAGAUUGCACGAGAAAUGAUAAAUAUAGCGAAGGGUAGUCAAUCGACAAUUCCACCAAUUGACGUUUGUAUGAGCAGAGUUUUUAAUCUAGUGCGCCGAACGGAUAUACGUGCCAUUGCGGUUGGGAUGUCAUUGCGGGCUGAGUCGGAUAGACAACUUUUUAUGACGCUGAAUGAUGAGCUUGCACUUGUGUGAAUUGAUCUCCAAGUUGGCGUGCAUAACCUUAACCAUAGGUCUGACUUUCCGGGAUUCUAGAUAACCGUCGCUAAUUUCUACUGUUGUAUAUUUGGUUUUAGACAUCACUUUUAUCUCGCAGGUACUUUAGGUUGCAUCAUGCGUGUGUGCCUUUUAUGUGCAUUGGUAUUAUGUUGCAUUAUGUGUUGAUUUUGGCUGCUUCCUCGCAGAUUAUAACAUA
Molecule: messenger RNA, 749 nt
Organism: Ananas comosus (pineapple)
Lineage: Eukaryota; Viridiplantae; Streptophyta; Magnoliopsida; Poales; Bromeliaceae
Exons: 2
Coding region: 35-529 (164 amino acids)
Source: RefSeq, a predicted model, not a curated record